Molecule: messenger RNA, 3552 nt
Organism: Cottoperca gobio
Lineage: Eukaryota; Metazoa; Chordata; Actinopteri; Perciformes; Bovichtidae
Gene: hif1aa
Product: hypoxia inducible factor 1 subunit alpha a
Exons: 15
Coding region: 251-2518 (755 amino acids)
Biological process (GO): regulation of transcription by RNA polymerase II; cellular response to hypoxia
Cellular component (GO): transcription regulator complex; nucleus; cytoplasm
Molecular function (GO): DNA-binding transcription factor activity, RNA polymerase II-specific; RNA polymerase II transcription regulatory region sequence-specific DNA binding; protein dimerization activity
Source: RefSeq, a predicted model, not a curated record
GUGCAACAUUGUCUUCGCGAGUAACCUCUCUCCAGCGUGUCACCGUCUCUGAAGAAGAGUAGACGAAUGGGCUGUUAGGGAUAAGCUCGAUUUCUUUGACAAUAUAUAAAGUGAGAACUCAUAUGCAAAACGCUUGAGGAUUUACGGAUUUAAAUAAGUAAAUAAUCUCGGGAUUUUGGUUAAUUUCCCGACGGGCCGGAUACAGCUUGAUACCGAGAGGGAGACUCAACUCAGGUCCUUUCGUCCUGACAUGGACACAGGAAUUGUACCAGAAAAGAAAAGGGUGAGCUCGGAGCGGAGGAAGGAGAAGUCCAGGGAUGCAGCGCGUAGCCGGCGUGGGAAGGAGUCGGAGGUGUUCUACGAGCUGGCACAGGAGCUGCCCCUGCCCCACACUGUCAGCUCCAGCCUGGACAAGGCCUCUAUAAUGAGGCUCAUCAUCAGCUACCUGCGCAUGAGAAAACUUCUCAGCACUGAUGAGCCAAUGGCAGAGGAGGAAACCGAGCUUGAUACACAGCUAAACAGCUCCUACCUAAAGGCUUUGGAGGGCUUUCUCAUGGUGCUGUCUGAAGAUGGAGAUAUGAUCUAUCUCUCCGAGAAUGUCAACAAGUGCCUGGGGCUGGCACAGUUUGACCUGACUGGACACAGUGUGUUUGACUUCAUACAUCCCUGUGACCAGGAAGAGCUGAGGGAGAUGCUGGUCCACAAAACAGGCUCUAAAAAGGCCAAGGAACCAAACACAGAGCGCAGCUUCUUCCUCCGAAUGAAAUGCACCCUCACAAGCAGGGGCCGCACUGUCAAUGUCAAAUCGGCUACAUGGAAGGUGCUCCACUGCUCAGGUCAUGUCCGUGUAUAUGACAGCAACACUGAGGAGCCUCCCAACGGGCACAAGGAGCCACCGGUCCCCUACCUGGUUUUGAUCUGUGACCCAAUCCAACACCCCUCCAACAUUGAGGUCCCUCUUGACACCAAGACCUUUCUGAGCCGCCACACAAUGGACAUGAAGUUCACAUAUUGUGACGAGAGGAUCACUGAGCUCAUGGGUUAUGACCCAGAAGACCUGUUGAAUCGAUCUGUAUAUGAAUACUAUCAUGCUAUGGACUCAGACCAUCUUACCAAGACUCACCACAACUUGUUUGCAAAGGGCCAGGUGAGCACAGGCCAGUACCGGAUGUUGGCCAAGAAAGGAGGCUUUGUGUGGGUGGAAACCCAAGCCACUGUCAUCUACAACAACAAGAACUCCCAGCCACAGUGUGUUGUCUGUGUCAACUUUGUGCUCAGUGGCAUCCAGGAGGAGAAGUUGAUCUUGUCUCUGGAGCAGAUCGAGGAUGUGAAGCCAGUGAAGGAGGAGCAGCAGGAGGAAGCAAAAGCUGUGGUGGAGAGCAGCCAGCUCGACAUGUCUCCAGCCCUGUCGAAGGACGAGGAGAAGGUCCCAGAGUUGGAUGUGAUCAAACUGUUCACUCAGGCGGUGGACGACCAGCCUCUGGCGAGCCUGUAUGACCAGCUGAAGGAAGAGCCAGAGGCCCUCACCCUGCUGGCCCCAGCUGCUGGAGACUCAAUCAUCUCCCUGGACUUCAGUUGCCCUGAAUCAGAGAUCCAGCUCCAGAAGGAAGUCCCUGUCUACAAUGAUGUAAUGCUUCCCUCCACCAGUGACAAGCUGGCUCUGCCUCUUUCCCCUCUGCCGCCCAGCGAGCCUAUCCAUGUCACCACAACCAGCUCAGAGGCUGCCAAAGCUGAGAGCUAUGCUCGAGCCCCGUCCACCACAUCGAGCAGCCACAGCUCCUCAGGGGCUGACCGUCCACUGGACUUUUGUUUCCCCAUGGACUCGGAGAUGAAACCAGAUUUCAAACUAGACUUGGUGGAGAAGCUGUUUGCCAUUGAUACAGAUCCCAAGACCCCGUUCACCAGACAGGCAAUGGAAGACUUAGAUCUAGAGAUGCUGGCUCCCUACAUCCCUAUGGACGAUGACUUCCAGCUGCGCAGUCUGUCCCCAGAAGAGCCUCUGUCUUGUGUGACAGUCAAAUCCCUUGAGAGUUCUCUCCUCCACGUCACACAGGACAUCAACAGCUAUCCCCGCUCCCCAGUCAGUGCACCAGACAGUCGAACAGCUUCCCCAGAGCCACUUAACUCUCCUAAUCCUGCCACCAUUGUUGCUAAGAGGACCCCACAGCUGGACAAAGAAGUCUCGCUCAAGAUCCUGGCAGCUCAGAACGCACAGCGCAAAAGAAAACUGGGUGACAUAAAAGAAAUUCUUGGACAGGGAACUUCGCCCCCAGAACAAGUGGAGCAGGGCAAAAAGCUGAAGGCCUCAGAGUCGGGAACAACCAGGACCAUACUUCUGCUGCCUUCAGAUGUGGCGAGUCGUCUGCUGGGCAGCACAUCAGAGGGCACCAGUUCCCUGUUCAGCCUGCCGCAGCUCACCCGCUACGACUGCGAGGUCAACGCACCCUUGCAGGGUCGUCAGUAUCUGCUGCAGGGAGAGGAGCUGCUUCGCGCUUUGGACCAUGUCAAUCUAAUCUAACUUAAAUUGAAGGCGCCUCUGCUCACUGCUGGACUAGACUGGACACUACAAUUUCUCCCUCAUAUUGUCACUCCCUCUGCAAGACCCCUAAUGUCACCCCACUGCCCCUUUUAUUUAUGUAUCUGUACGAGUUUGACUAGUCUGGCUGCUGUUUGUGCACCUCAUGUGAUAUCAGCAGCAUUCCACCGUGACAAACACAAUGGCAGCAUCUGGGUUUUGGUGCAAGGGAUUCAGGCCUCAUAAGAUGCCCAAUUGUCGUCUUUUUGUUUUUGUUUUUCCCUCUCCUCCGGGGAGUCUCUCAGCACACAACGCCUCGACAGAUGACCCUUUUCCAGCAGGUCCCCACAGACCCUGGCGCUACGGCCAGCAGUAUAUUGUAGGCUUCAGUCGCACAAUUUAUAUUUUCAUAAAAAGAAAAAUAUUACCAGCAAUAUAUAUUAAGCCUUUUUAAAGUCGUUUUAAUGGGAUAUGAACCAUUUUAUUUUUCCUCCCAUACUUGUAUGUUGUAGUACUCGUACCUAACAAGAUGUCUUUAGUCCAGAAAGUAUGAAAAUAUUUUUUAAACCAUAGGUGGUUUGAAUGUUAUCUCCAUUUAAUAGCUAUCAGUCUUUGAGGUAAAUGCAUUUAAUUGUGUAGCAGUCCAGUACAUGUCACUUUAUUACUUUACUGUAAGUGUGUGUUACUGUACAUAUACCAGGGAAAUGUUACGCAGUACGGCUUUACAACUUUGACUUAGUCUCAAAGUGAAAUCUGAGAGUAUACGCUUCACUUUCUUUUGAUCGCUUUUCAUCAUGAAGAAUUGGCAUUUUUCUAACAUUAAGUGAAUUCAUGUACUUGGUUUUUAUUGUGUGACACUCAAAACAGUCCAUUUAAAAUAUGUGGGAUAUCCAUAUUUUACUCAUGUGAUCAUUAUCAUGGUAGCACUUGUGAGUUGUCAAACUUGUUUGCUCAGUUUAAUACCAUUGCUCCUUGCCAUUAGUUCGGUCGCUCAUGCUUCUUGUUGCCGUCUAACAUUAAAUGGCUUUAAUAAAGUG